Patiria miniata (bat star) is the source of this 798-nucleotide messenger RNA. RefSeq lists its product as uncharacterized. The transcript has 10 exons. Lineage: Eukaryota; Metazoa; Echinodermata; Asteroidea; Valvatida; Asterinidae. The coding region runs from base 205 to 771 and encodes 188 amino acids. The record is from RefSeq and is a predicted model, not a curated record.
ACAUGUAAGGAUCAAUUCACCGUCAAAGAGCAAUGGUGAUACUGUAGUGCCAUGCUUCAGUAGCGCCAGUUACUUGUUCGGAAGAUCCGUAGGAGGCUAUCUUGGCAAGGUCUGUGGUGGUGCCGUAAUGUUCCCAUCCUCUGCUUUGACAACGAGGGCGCCAGAGUGAAUCCUGAUUGGUUACAUCGCGUAGCCAACGGCUGCAUGAUGCGACAUGACACAGUAACCGCGUACCUGAUGGCGCUGCUGACGGUAGGAUUCCUGGUGGUUGAACACGACGCCGCGGUGUUCCUAGGACAAGAAACUGACUUCGCCUUGACGGAUGAAGACACGAGUGGACGAGAGACUGACCGUGCUUUGAUGGAUGAAGACACGAGUGGACGAGAAACUGACCACGCCUUGACGGAUGAAGACACGAGUGGACGAGAAACUGAUCACGCCUUGAUGGAUGAAGACACGAGUGGGCAAGAGACUGACCGUGCUUUGAUGGAUGAAGACACGAGUGGACGAGAAACUGAUCACGCCUUGAUGGAUGAAGACACGAGUGUGUCAGACCAGAUAACGCAGCUGACUCGAGGUUUGCAUGCGUGUGCAAACAACGAAGACAUGGACUGCUUCUUGGAGUAUUUCGCCGACGAUGUGCGUGAGAUGUGGGAAGACCAGCCAGAUCAGAUCGGGAAGGACGCCCUCCAGUUAGACGUGACCUAUACUACUGAGGAGGUGAUACCUACUGAUGCGGCAGCCACUCAUGUGGUCCAGCGUGCGAAUUAGAUCGACAUGAAAGACGACGAUAGAGCU